ACUGCUUAGGGGGUUGGGAGCGUCCGGUCUAACGUUAUUCGGACAGCGGUCGAUUUCCCACAAACUCGAGUUGUGAUGUCGUUUUUGACAGUGUUCUAUAGCCAACAGUUUCAUAGUUGCAACGUUAUAAUCAACGUUUGAAGUACGAUCGUUGGCAUUAAUAAAUUUGCGUUUUCGCAGCAAUCACCGAAAACAGGAGGAAAAAUAGUAUAACGUUGCCAUAGCGUCCUGCCAUUCUUAGUUUAUCAUCGACCGUCUCGAGCGUUCGAUAGACGCAGUGUUGCAGUAGAUCCGCUCCAACACAGUGGAAACGUAUCAGUUCGAAUCGCGCCUUCAUGUCGCCACGUUACGAAUCGAAGAAACCACCUAAGCAAAAUCAAUUGAAGUCGAAAUUCCACUUGGACAAUUAUCGCCACCAUUCAAAUGGGAUCGCAAGUCUCGCAGCCGGUGAUAGUUGAACAAGUGCGGCCGGGACUCUACUGUUGCCGAUGGCGGAUGGCAGAGAGCGUUCGCGAUUUCCGUUGUUACGCGAACGCGUUCAAACUACGUGGCCGUCGGCCCAACUCGUACAGCAUCACGGCCACCUGGAUCGAGAAGAAGUACACCGUUAUUGUGGAAGCGUCACGAGAAUCUGUUCAGAAAUCUAGUCAGCCCGAAACGGCUAAAUUAUUCAGCAUCGGAGAAGAUGAGUUGGACACCGAUGCCACACUUUCUGCACGAGAAGAGAAAAGAAGAGAUUUGCCGCAAUCCGUCUGGAUCAGUUACGGAGGCGGGCAGAAUCAAAUUUUACCUGAAUUAGCACCUGGUGUUUGGAGAACGAACGAUUUCCAGUUCAACACUUCACUGGGCCAACGCUCAUUACCUUACAGGGUAAUGACCGGGAGGCCAUGGGCGGGAUGUGGAUUGACGUUUCGUUUGUGGAUGGACUUCCAGACGACCAGUCGAGGAGAAAGGACGGCAUUGAGACAUUUCAGCGAUGCCUUCAAUAAUCAGAGCUAUUGUGAUGUCCAAUUUGAGCUCGGAUCAGAGACGAUAGGAGCCCACGUCGCUGUACUUUCAGCUCGAAGUUCCGUUUUCUCCGCCAUGUUCCACAAUGACAUGCAAGAGUCUAAUACGCGACGCGUAGUUAUUUCGGAUAUUGAGCCACCCGUUUUCAAACAACUGCUGCAUUACAUGUACGCAGGUAAAGCACCUGAUCUGCAACUUCUAGCCGAUGAAAUGGCCCAGCCGUUGCUGUUGGCCGCUGAUAAAUACGACGUCCAGGACCUGAAAGACGAAUGCCAAGCGUUGAUGAGAUCGCGACUGACUGUUGACAACGCAUUCGAUAUUCUCGUGUGGGCUCAUUAUCAUUCUGUGACUCGAUUAACAGAAGCUGCUUUGACAUUCGUGGCCGAGUGUGACGAAGAAACGUGCGCCGCUCAAUCCGAUCUGGAAGAAAUGAACAAAGUGUGUCCAGAACUCUGUAAUCUCAUCGCCAAUAAACGCACGUUGAUGAACAACCCGUCCUUGUGCCUCUGUUGAUAUUUGUAUAGAUUUACUGGGAAAAUUGUGUGCCGUUUUGUAUUUUGGCCGUCGAAUAGGUUGUUUUCGAUUGUAUCUGGAUAAUAUAUGUUUUUUAUGAACA
Daphnia magna is the source of this 1624-nucleotide messenger RNA. RefSeq lists its product as uncharacterized. Gene Ontology annotation, biological process: regulation of proteolysis; proteasome-mediated ubiquitin-dependent protein catabolic process. The transcript is spliced from 2 exons. The record is from RefSeq and is a predicted model, not a curated record. Lineage: Eukaryota; Metazoa; Arthropoda; Branchiopoda; Diplostraca; Daphniidae. Gene Ontology annotation, cellular component: nucleus; cytoplasm. The coding region runs from base 424 to 1521 and encodes 365 amino acids. Gene Ontology annotation, molecular function: ubiquitin protein ligase binding.